CCCGUAACUUUCCGCGCAUGCGUGGUCUCAGGUGAAGGCACGAUGGCUGCGGACAGUGCCUUGCUGGUGUCUCUGGUGGAGGAGUACGUCUCAGGACUGCAGGACAGCAAGGCCAAAGAUACAGCAACAGGUGUUAAAGAUGGACAGUUUACAAUACUGCAGCUGGUGGAAGCACUGGGACUAAGCCUGACCAGCUCUCAGCCUCACACACGAGCCAGAGGAGUCCAGCUUCUCUCUGAAGUUUUACAGGAGUGCUAUGGAGAUCUUACAGAGAGAGAAGUGGAAGUGCUCAUUGCCUUCUAUGAAAACCGUCUGAAGGACCAUUACGUCAUCACACCGCCUGUUUUACGGGGGCUCAGAGCGCUGACGAAAUGUACAGCGUUGCCUCCUGGCUCAGCUGUGUCCAUGCUGAGGUCUCUGUUCCAGGAUGUUCAUGUUCAGUCUUUGAUGCUGGCAGAGAGAGCCUGCGUAUACAACAUGCUCAUCAACCUCAUGGAGACCAGAGAAGCCGAACUGAAGGGUUUGGGGGCAGACUUUGUGUUUGGUUUUGUCCAAUCAAUGGACGGAGAGCGGGAUCCUCGCAACCUCCUGUUAGCCUUCCAGGUCGCCAGUAACAUCGUCCACCGAGGUUAUGAUCUAGGUAAAUUCACAGAGGAACUGUUCGAAGUGACCUCCUGCUAUUUCCCCAUCGACUUCACCCCCCCUUCCAAUGACCCCCACGGCAUCACAAGAGAGGAACUCAUCCAGACACUGAGGGACGUCCUCACUGGGACGCCACGAUUCGCUGAGUUUCUGUUACCUCUCAUCAUUGAGAAGCUGGACUCAGAUGUUCAGAGUGCGAAGCUGGACUCGCUGCAGACUCUGACUGUUUGUGUAUCACAAUAUGAACAUAAGGACUUGGCAGAAUUCUUGGAGGGAUUGUGGGCAUCACUGCGCAGAGAGGUGUUUCAGACAUCAAGUGAGAAGAUUGAGUCUGCAGGCCUCGCUGCUCUCACCGCACUCACUUCCUGUCUGUCUCGCUCGGUCCUCAACUCUGACUCUGAAGACUCCCUCUGCACCUUCCUGGAUCUCGUCCUUAAAGACUGCAAACAUCACCUGUGUGAGCCAGACCUGAAGCUCGUGUGGCCCAGUGCCAAGAUGCUACAGGCCGCCUGCAGAGCCUCCAACAGGGCGAGCCACAUCAUCACAGCCGCUGUCAUGCCCUCCCUCAUUGAGCAGUACAACAGCAGGACACAGUGUUCCCACAGGCGUACAUUACUGGAGGUGGUGCAGAGAUUUGUCCAGUCGGUAAAAAUCCAGUCUUCAGACAACGAAGAGAGUGUGUUUUUAGCCUUCCGCCCGUCUCUGUGCAGCAUGACGUUUUCAGCUCUGACAGAGAAUAACUCCAGUCUGCAGAUUACAGCUGCCUCUGUGCUCACCUCACUUGCACAACAAGCAGGUCUGCUGUUGGACUCUGAUAUUGAGCUGGCUAUAGAUCACCUGACCAGACUGCUGCUGACGGAGGAGGAUGAAAGAGUCAGUGGAGCUGUGGUUAAUUGCGUCGGAACCUUAGCAGAGCUGCACCCAGCAGCCUUUAUCACUAAACUGAUCCCAAGACUAAAGCAGGAGAUGUUUUCUGAGCCCAUGGAUCAAGACAACAACAAAGUAGUUACUGAGCAGCAUUCCCAUCAUGCAGUGCGACGGCGGUGUUUGUCUUCUCUGGCUGCGGUGUCCAUUCAGCCCAGUGUUGUCAAGGAGAGCACACCUGUCCUCCUGGAGGUCCUCAGCUCAGCGCACACAGGUAGUGUUGGUUUCUCAGUAGAGGAGGUGGUGUUUGCGUGCCGCAGCCUCCAGAGAAUAGCAGAGCAGGUCCAGGACACCGAGGAGACGGGCCGAUGCUUCCACGACGUCGUCAUCCCGCGCCUGCUGUCCCUGGCGCUGCAGGCAGCACUGCAGGGUGAGGGGUCAUCUGGCCGUCGUAGUCCUCUUCUGGAGGAGGUGGUCCUGUCUGCCAUGGUCCCUGUCAUCAGUACUUCCUGCUCCAGGCUACAGCCCACGCUGGCGGGGCAGACUGCAUCGAGGGCUGUAUCUCUCUUCCUGGAAGGUGAUGUUUCCUUUUUGCCCGACAACUCCUUCCCUUCGCAGAUCCAGCUGCUCAAGAAGCAGCAGGGGGACUCGUGGAGCCAGAUGGUUUGUCUGCUUAUGGGAUGUGUGUGUGCGUUACCUCGCAGUGUGGAGGUGCCAAAGAUGGAUACUCUGCUGUCACAGCUGGAGGAGAUGAGCUGCACCUGCAGCCACCCGCUGUCAUACACCUCGGCUGCAAAGUGCUUUGCUGGCCUGCUCAAUAAGAGAGCACAGGGUGAUUCUCUCGACAACUUCAUUCAGAGGACGAUAAAGAGAGUGUGGAGUGAGUUGGACUCUGCGUCUUCAUCUACACGCACUCAGGCUUUUACCCUCAUGAUCUGGGUGGCCAAGGCUCUGCUUCUCAGAUACCACCCUCUGUCCACAGCACUGACUGAUAAGCUCUUUUCUCUGCUGGAUGAUGCUGAUCUGGGUCCAAUGGCAGCGGACGGCUUCUCGCUGCUGAUGAGUGACUCUACAGACGUCCUGAACCGCGGCUGCCACGCUGACGUUCGCAUCAUGUACCGCCAGCGCUUCUUCAGCGAGAAUUCAGCCAAGUUGGUCCAGGGCUUCAACGCUGCGCCGCAAGAGAAGAAGGCCAACUACCUGAAAGCUCUGUCUAACAUAGUCAACAAACUGCCCAAGCAGGUUCAAGUCACUGAAUUACCAGCGCUCCUGUCUCUGCUGUUGGAGGCCUUGUCAUGUCCUGACCGGUGCGUCCAGCUCUCCACCCUGUCCUGUCUGGAGCCCGUCCUCGUCGACCCACCACCAGCGCUCAUACAGCAGCUAGAGGCUUUGGUCAGCAGGCUGCUGGCCCUCACCUCUAGUCCAGUCAUGAACGUAAGGAUCGCCUCACUGCGGUGCAUCCAUGCUGUUUCCUGCUUCCCUGUACAUGAGGUGUUGCCGUUUCGGGCGCGUGUGCUGCGAGCUCUGGCCCGUCCUCUGGACGACAGGAAGAGGCUGGUGAGGGGUGAGGCGGUUCGGGCAAGAGCAGAGUGGUUCCUUAUAGGAAGUCCGGGAGGGAGGUGAUUUUGCUCCUCAAACACAGUCCGAGCCUCUUGUCUCACAUCCUCCCUGAACUACAGACAAGAAUACAGAUAUGGGAAAGUCAAAACUCCAGGAGCAGGUACCAAGGGUCACAGCUGUGCCAGUCCACACCAGAGCGCUCUCUCUCAUCUUUUCAGCCACCCUUCAUCUUCUCUCCCUUUUUACUGUUUUUGUUGCAACUGUCUGUAUCUUUACCCACGCACAAAUAAGAGUACAUGGACUGACUGUGGAGCAUUGUCUAAGUUCAAAAGAAUGAAAAUGACCAGUGUAAUUAACACACCUCAUGUAUGUUACCUUUCUCGCUACGCAUUUGUGAAAAAAUCAGAUUACAUGUAGUUAAAUGCCCGUCCUAAGAGGCCAAAGUUUUAUCUUUUAGGUUUCCUCCUCGGUCAGAUCAGCAGCUGAAAUAAGUCCCUCAGAUAUUGGUGUAUAAUCAUAAUUAAAAAGACAGUUUUUUUGAAUGUUGACUUGAAACUUGAUAAAUAACUGCAAUUAGUAAGAUCAGCUGAUUUUCCAUCAGUUUAGUAACAAAAUAAUCAAGACAUUGGUAACACUUUUUGCAAGACUUAAGUCUAAUCAAACUUGUUUUAGAUCUGAUAAAAAUAUAUUUUAAUUUCUACAAAUUCAAAGUUACUCUUGAAUGCUCUGAACGUGUCAAAUCCUACAUGAAGAGAGAAAGCAAACAGUACAUACAUUAAAUGGGAAAGCCACUGUAGUUAUCUCCUGACCUGUGGUGGCAACAUUCGCUCUUUUGUUUUAUUUGUUUGGGUUUGUUAUUUUUUACUUUGACGAUUUUGGGCUGCUGGAAACAUCAAAGAUCUCCACUUCACCAGAUAUAAAGAUGAGCGGACUUCAAGCCAAAUGAGAGCAGCCUUUUCUUCUCACCUGGAUGAAUGUGUUAAUGAGCAGUAAUGUCUUUAAUAACUGAGGUGUUUGAUUCAUGUCACUCUGGUGUGCCAGCUGGGUGGCGUCGUUGAGACCUGUGAAAAUGUGGAUGUGCCAAUUUACCUCGGGAUGCUCACUGGGUGACAUGAAUUAAGCACUUCACACCUACACUGACGUGAGUUAAAUUUCAAAGAUUAAUUUUACAUAAUUAAAUAUCUAUGUUGAGGUUAAUGUCCAUUGAAGUAAGAUUGUAAGUUAUGUGAACAAUAUGUCAGAAACCAUGACUGUAUUAUCUCAAUAUUUGAUGCUAUAUCAUAGUUUAAUGUUGAGUCAUUUCAGAACGUUCGGCUGACUUUGGACCUCACAUCAACUUAUGCCAAGGAAAUAGACAAUAUUUAAAAUGUCUAACUUAACAUGUCAUUAAAACCUUUCUUUGUAAUUAUA
Molecule: messenger RNA, 4476 nt
Organism: Micropterus salmoides (largemouth bass)
Lineage: Eukaryota; Metazoa; Chordata; Actinopteri; Centrarchiformes; Centrarchidae
Gene: mms19
Product: MMS19 homolog, cytosolic iron-sulfur assembly component
Exons: 31
Coding region: 43-3129 (1028 amino acids)
Biological process (GO): iron-sulfur cluster assembly
Cellular component (GO): cytosolic [4Fe-4S] assembly targeting complex; MMXD complex
Source: RefSeq, a predicted model, not a curated record